AUGCACCCGGACAAGUGCUCGUUCCGGGCGUCCUCGGCCCUCUUCUUGCGGGCGGUGGGGCUGUGUUUUGCCUUCGCGUUCGCGAGCCUGUGGGCGCAAGCGGCGGGUCUCUACGGCCCCGAGGGCGUCACUCCAGUUCAUGUGGCCGUCAUCGCCAACACGAGCUCGCUGUUUGGCGCCCGGACGUGGGCGCAGCUCCUCGAGAGGUUCCCCAAGACGCUCCUGGCCGUCCUCUCCGGGGCCACGGGGGUGUCGCCGUUUCAGGCGCUGUCGUUGACAUGCUGCGCGGGAACCGUGCUCGGCGUGCUGGUCACUCUAGGCCUUACCACUCCGCCAGCCUUCUUCGGCCUCUGGGCGAUGUACGCGGGGAUCUUCUCGAACGGCGGGCAAUUCAUGACGUUCCAGUGGGACAUCCUGCUCCUCGAGGUCGGGUUCGCGGCCGCGCUCCUCGCCCCCUGGAAGCCACAGUGGUCCUACCCUGCCGCUGGCCAAGGCACUGAACCCCGGAAGGGGCCGCUGCUCCUCCUCCGGCUCAUCCUCUUCAAGCUGAUGUUCAUGAGCGGCGUCGUCAAGAUCACGUCCCGGUGCGCUAGCUGGUCCAAGCUCACGGCGUGCCACUACCACUUCGCGACGCAACCGCUCCCAACCCUCCCGGCGUACUACCUGCACAACCUCCCGGGGGUGUGGCUAGGCGCGUCUGUCAUGGCGACCCUCGCGAUCGAGCUGCCGCUGACGGCGCUCAUCCUGGUGCCGCAGCGCCACUGUCGCAUCGUGGCCGCGUGGCUCAACAGCACGCUGAUGCUCGUCAUCGCCCUGUCGGGCAAUUACAACUUCUUCAACCUCCUGACAGCGGUGCUCACACUCCCCCUCCUCGACGACGCCCACGUGGCCUUCCUCGGCCUGGCGGCGCCGCGCGCGGCGCCCGCGCCGAGGGAGCGGCCGCCGGCGUCCGCGCUGGCGCGGGCCGUCGCGGGGUGGCGCGUGGUCGACGACCAGGUCGUUGUGUGGGGCGUGGUUCUGUUUUUCGCGAUCGUCGCGGCGUUCCUGGGGCCCUUUGAGUUCGGGGGACCCGCGGGCUUCCGCGUCGCGUUCGGCGUCGACGCCCUCGAGGCGUUCUUGCGCGUGGCGCUCCCUGUGCUCCUCGUCGCGGCUGGCCUGGUGCUGCUAGCUGCGGGGGCAUAUGAUGUCGCGAAUGCUGUCCGCACGCCUUCCGCUGGUCGCGGAUCGGCCGGCCGAGCGGUCUGGCCGGCCGUGUGCGCCGGUCUGGUGCUUCUCCUGCACGUCGGUGGGGCGCCCGGGGGCCUUUUGAGCCUGGAUCGGUCAAAUAUGCAGCUGCAACUGCGCAGGAGACCCUGGCUGAAGUCUGCGCACGAGGUCGUGGCUGGGCGGCUGCACGCGGCGGCGGGGUACGGGCUGUUCCGGCACAUGACGGGCGUAGGGCCGAAGGACAUGAAGAAGGAAGGGAAGCAAGUGGAGCGCCCGGAGUUGGUUUUGGAGGUCUCCGAAGACGACCUCAACUGGUAUGAGGUCGAGUUCAAGUACAAGCCCGGAGACGUGACCGCGGCCCCGGCGUGGGUCGCGCCGCACCAGCCCCGGCUGGACUGGCAGAUGUGGUUCGCGGCGCUCGCGGGCAAGCGCGCCAUCGCCACGCACCGCUGGCUCCUCGGGCUGAUGCGAGGGAUCGUUGCGGGCUCGCCGCCAGUCCUACGCCUCUUGUCGCAGUCGACGCAGCCCCAGGGCUCGCCGCUGCUCGCGCCGCUGUCCGGCGGCCCGCCGCCGCGCCGCGUGCGGCUGGCGCGGUACGCGUACGACUUCCACCAGCCGGAGUGGGGCCGGCAGCGCACGUGGGACGUGUACUGCGAGUGCAGCGUGUUCAAGACGGAGACGCCGGUGAACGCGACGGUGGCGUACUGGCGGCGCCGGAGGACGGAGGAGCUGGCGGGGCCGUUCGCGCGCGAGCAGCUGGAGACGGCGUGGGGCGCGGGGCAGGCGCCGCAGGGGUGCGCGGCCGUGGGGUGGCUGCGGAGGGUGCCGUGUGGGGUGCUGGCGGGCGCCGCGGAGGCGGCGGCGGGGCUGGAGACGGUGGGGCCGUGGGCGGCGGGCGUGGCGGCGGUGGGCGGGCUGGUGUGGCAGCGGCGGCAACGGCGGCACGCUGCGGCGCAGGGGGAUGGCGAGUCGGGGAAGAAUCGAGCGAAGACGGAAUAG
Pedinophyceae sp. YPF-701 is the source of this 2205-nucleotide messenger RNA. The record is from the annotation of a GenBank genome assembly. NCBI's taxonomy places the organism in Eukaryota, Viridiplantae, Chlorophyta, Pedinophyceae.